Esox lucius (northern pike) is the source of this 2647-nucleotide messenger RNA. Its product is annotated as interleukin-1 receptor accessory protein. Lineage: Eukaryota; Metazoa; Chordata; Actinopteri; Esociformes; Esocidae. The record is from RefSeq and is a predicted model, not a curated record. The transcript has 12 exons. Bases 350 to 2182 code for a protein of 610 amino acids. Gene Ontology annotation, molecular function: interleukin-1 receptor activity. Gene Ontology annotation, biological process: signal transduction.
GUGUAAGCGGAGCACUAAGAAAAAUUGUACAACUAUUAUUGGUUUCCUGAAGUUUCAGUUAGCUGUUGUUGCACUUAGCUUUUAAGAAUAAUUCAAUAGCCCAGUUUAUGAUAAUUCAAAAUGUAAAGUAGCGUCUAUAGUGAAAGAUUAACUUCCUUGGUAGCUUUAUCUUCUCGAAUACAGAAACGCACAGCGAGGAGUGCCAUUGAAAUUACCAAUGGCAGUUACCUCAAAUUAAUUUACGACUACUGGCAGUAAAUCAUCAAACGGACAGAACUGUCACUUCGCCCUGCGACAGCCAAUCCCCUUCCCUGGCCGCCUGCCACCGUGAACAGCUGGAUUUGAGAAGAUGGCUCUCUUCACAGCUUUCAUGUCUCUCUCUGUCUUCAUCAUGAGACUAGGAGGACCUGCUUCAACCGCAUCUCAGUCCAGUGUCCACUCAGUGUCCCAAUGCCACGACUGGGGUGAGUGGGGCAACGGUGCCGUGGUGGUGAUGGAAGGGGAGGCAGGUUGGCUUUCCUGCCCUCUUUUCUCCCAUCCCACUGUCUACAAUUACAGUUUGGCGCAGGCUGCUGGCCUUAACCUGGUAUGGUACCAUGUGGCUGCAGGUCAGGACCUGGAACAGCCCAUCAACUUCCACCACCCAGACCAGAGACUCAGCAAGGACAGGGAAUGGCUGUGGUUACAGCCAGCCACCGUGGAGGACACAGGCCAGUACAUCUGCAUGCUGAGAAACAGGACAUCGUGUGCAAAAAUUGCUCUGCAUCUGAAGGUGGUGCCACGCGACAAUGACCCUAAGUGUAAAGUGAAGGCUGCUGUGCCUCCCACCGAGGUCAACAUUCCCAUUCAAGGGGGCGAGGACCUGACCUGUCCUGACCUAAAGGAUGUCAAGCUGCCUAACACCAGCUACUCAGUCACUUGGUACCAUAAUUGUGAUCCUGAUGCUUUCCAGCACAUUGAUCGUAGGUCAAUCGGAGGCAAACUGUUAAUACAUAUAAUGUAUGAAGUUUACCAAGGACCUUACCACUGUGUGGUCACCUACGAGACCAAAGGAAGAACCUUUAACUUCACCAGAGUGGUCAAUGUAACUGCAGUGUCUUCCAGUGGAUUACCCAAAGAACCUAAUAUCCUCAACCCUACCACAGAUCAACUCUAUCUAGUCAAACAAGGGUCUGAGGUGAAUCUCACAUGCAGAGUGAUGUUGCCCUUCCUGGAAGGGCCAAGGGAAACCUGGUGGACUGUUGAUGGGAAGACUGUAGAGCAGUUUGCUGACCCUCGCUUCUCAUUCACUAAUAGUUCGGUGAACAAAUAUUUUGGGGACUGGACAGUUGAGAAUGUACUACACAUCAAAGACUUCAACUCAGAAGACCUGAGGAGAGAAUAUAACUGCUCUGGACGCAACAACCGAGGCAUGGCAACACGCAGAGCUGUGCUGGAAGAGGAGGUGUACCUGCCAUCUGUGGAGCUGGGCUGUGGUCUGGGCGUAACUCUGUUCCUGAUGCUGGUGAUGUUCGUGGUCUAUCACAUUUUUUGGUUGGAACUACUACUGAUCUACCGCUCCUGGUUUGGAACUGAUGAACGCUCUACAGAUGACAAGGAGUACGAUAUCUACAUCUCGUAUGCAAGGAAUAGUGAGGAGGAGCAGUUUGUCCUGUUGACGCUACGUAGGGUCCUGGAGAAUGAGCUGGGUUACACAGUCUGCAUCUUUGACAGGGACAGCCUUCCUGGAGGGACCAUUACAGACGAAACGCUGAGCUUUGUGGGCCGCAGUCGCCGCCUCCUAGUGGUUCUCAGCCCAGGCUAUGGCCUCCAGGGGACACAGGCCCUGCUGGAGCUCAAGGCAGGGCUGGACAGCAUGGCAUGGGGUGGGCAUCUCCGGGUCAUCCUGGUCCAGUACAAGCCCCUGGGUAGGGAAGACUGGGUGUGUGAGCUGAAGCGAGCAAGAGUUGCCCUCGUAUUAGUCCUUUGGCAAGGGGAGAAAUCCAUGGAUUUGUCCUCUAGGUUCUGGAAGAGACUCCAGGUUGAGCUACCAGUCAGAAGGGUUAAAGACUCGCUAGCGAACAAGAAUUGUAAUGCUAUAACACUGCAGAAUAUAGCUAUAGACACAGACGGAGAGAAUAAUACAAUUAUGGAGAAGCCGCUCAUACAGAGAAUACAGAGUGGGGAAAAAACAUAUGCGUGAAACACUAUUUCACUCCAUUCCCCCACUGAUUUUUAUAUCAUAUUCUGAAUGCAUAGUUUUUUUGUCAAAUAUUGAUUCAUUUUGACACUUUAAAUAUAACCUACCGUUCAAAAGUUUGGGGUCACUUAGAAAUGUCCUUGUUUUCGACAUCAAAUUGAUCAGAAAUAUAAUUUAGACAUUGUUCAUGUUGUGAAGGACUGUUAUUGCUUGAAAAGACAGAUUAUUUAUGGAUUAUCUACAUGGUCAUAUAAAGGCCCAUUAUCAGCAACCAUCAGUCCUGUGUUCCAAUGGCACUUUGUAUAUUCAAGUCCAUCAUUUUAAAAGGCUAAUUGGUCAAUAGAAAACCCUUUUGUAAUUAUGUUAGCAGAACUGAAAACUAUUGGGCUGAUUAAAGCAAUAAAACUGGCCUUUAGACUAGUUCAGUAUCUGGAGCAUCAGCAAUUGUGUGUUUGAUUACAUGCUCAA